This is a messenger RNA of Salmo salar (Atlantic salmon), 1620 nucleotides long. Its product is annotated as transmembrane protein 272. The record is from RefSeq and is a predicted model, not a curated record. Lineage: Eukaryota; Metazoa; Chordata; Actinopteri; Salmoniformes; Salmonidae.
AGCUUUACAAAAUCCCCAAAUUUUUUGUUGUUCAAUUUCCCAUAACACUACCUCUGAGAAAGAAGGACAACAUUACACAGAUAAUGGGAAGAACAAACACUGUCAGCUGAAAUGGCUGCUCCCCAAGCUGGUCAGCCCGUGUCAGUAACAGUGGGUGUUGUAUGGAAGUUGAAAUUGGAUCCUCCACCACCACAACCGCCACGACUUACAGUAUGGGCCACACUUGUGUUCACUGUUAUAACUGUUGCCCGGAUCGUCAUAGGUGUCAUGUACAGAAAUGAUUGCCCCCAGCAACCAUACAUCCCCAGCUACCUGCAAGGGAUGGCCAUCUUCAACCUGAUUAUGACAACAUGGAUGUCGUUCCCCUGGGACCCAGAGGGGAGGGGGCAGCAGACCCCAAAGAGCUGUAUCUGUGUCUCACUGCAGCUCUGGUUGGCUUUGUCAGGGUUCUGUUGGAUCAUUGCUGGAAAUGUGUGGAUCUUCUCUAUAUACCAACCCAACUACGACCCGACCCGUUCAGAUGGCCAGUACUGCAACAAGACCCUGUACACGUUUGCCUUCUGGAACGCAGUGCUUGAAAACUUGGCUUUGGGAGCGAUGCUAGCUAACUGCUGCAAAGGUCUGUUCUGUGGCAUUCUGCUAAAUGGACAACCACAGCCAGACAGAGACUUCCACAGGAAUGUCUGAAGGAGGGAUGGAACGUCUGAAGGAGGGAUGGAAUGUCUGAAGGAGGGAUGGAACGAGGCUCUUCUAUCGUGCUCUUGUCUUCUUAGCUUCACCAUAAUUUUGUAAAAGCGGUACAUUCUACUACUCUACGGGAUGAUUAUGGUUUUAAAAAGCAGUUUUUGUGAUACUUUCUCUUAGCUAUGUGUGUUUUGCAUCCACACACAACACCCUGCAAUAGGUACUGUUCAUAUAACACUGUUUUCCUGUUGUCCUAUUUUUUGGUGAUAAAGAAAAUCAUUUAAAAGUUGUUGCUGAUGAAUGUAUAGGUUUUAAUAUACACUGAGUGUACAAAAUGUUAGGAACACCUUCAUUAGUUGCAAUCCCUUUUGCCCUCAGAACAGCAUCACUUCAUCGGGGCAUGGACUCUACAAGGUGUCGAAAGCGUUCAACAGGGAUGUUGGCUCAUGUUGACUCCAAUGCUUCCCACAGUUAUGUCAAGUUGGCUGGAUGUCCUUUGGGUGGUAGCCCAUUCUUGAUACACACAGGAAACUGUUGAGCGUGGAAAACCCAGCAGCAUUGCAGUUCUUGACACAACCAAACAGGUUCGCCUGGCACCUACAAUCAUACCCCAUUCAAAGGGGCUUAAAUAUUUUGUCUUGCCCUAACAUUCCAUCUUCAACCUGACUCCUCCCCUUUAUCUACACUGAUUGAAGUGGAUUUAAAUUGUGACCUCAAUAAUGGAUCAUAUCUUUCACCUGGAUUCACCUGGUCAGUCUCAUGGAAAGAGCCGGUGUUCCUAAUGUUUUGUACACUCAGUGUAUUUUGACAUUGGUUAAAUUGUAUUAUAUCAAGGAAUAUAUACAGGUAACUGCCAGGAUGACGGCAUCACUUGAGUAAAUGAGGGAUACAAAGUACACUGCUCAAAAAAAUAAAGGGAACACUUAAACAACACAA